Chrysemys picta bellii (western painted turtle) is the source of this 3977-nucleotide messenger RNA. Lineage: Eukaryota; Metazoa; Chordata; Testudines; Emydidae. The record is from RefSeq and is a predicted model, not a curated record.
GUCCUGCCCCAGCUGAACGCGCCGGGCGGGCGGCUCCGGUGUAGGGGCCUGGCCCCGUAGGGGACUCGUGCGGCUCUGCAGGGGCCGCUCGCCCCAUCCCCCGCCUGAGCCUUACCCCCCCCCCCCCGAGUUCUACCCCCGCUCCAGAGCGGAGACGGGCCGUUUGCUCUGCACCCCCCUCCCCCCGGCCGCAUCCAGCCCGCUCUGCGCGAGAGGCUGGAUCCGCGGUGGGGAUAGUGACCCCGGGCCAAGGCAGGGACUCCAUCCUCGUCCUCCUGGGCAGGCCAGGCGCUAUGGCUCCGCGGGGCUGGGCCCCGGAGCCCGUGCGUGGGCCGGUCCUGCAGAGACCGAGCGAGGAUGCUCGCGUAGCCGUGCCCGGCGCCACCUGGCUGCGAAAAGCCCCGCUCCUUUGUGUCGGACGGCCACAACGGCCCUGCAGGUGUCCAUGGGCUGGGGAGAGAGAGACCCUAGCGGGACUCGAAACACGGGCGCCUUAGGCUGUUCUGGGGGGCAGGGAGCUGGGUUACAGGGGGGAGGGAUCUGUCUGUGCUGGGGAGCUGGGCACUGCACCAAGCUCGCCGCCCCACCAAGCUUGGCUCCUUGCCCCUCAGCACUUGACCCCGUAUGAGCUGUCCCCUAGCCCACUCAGCCUGACUGACACAUUGGGGCCUGCAUGGCUGCACCUUGCUGCACCCGAAGGGGCUGGCUGUGCUGUUGGUGAGCUUAGCCUGCAGGGGGGCAGUAGCUGCACUGAUCAUCUCUCUUGCUCUGUACAGGAUGCUCAUUCCUGCCACUCUGCCCUGCCCGUGUCCGCGGCACUGGCACCGAUGGUAGCGUCUCUGGGGCCGAUACCACUCUGCAGAUCUGCUGAGAGCUUCCGGGGCAGGCGACCCCCUGUGUCUGGUGUCCCCUAGCCUUGGUCCGUGAGGACCCUGGGGCCAGCCUGUGCGGUUUGUGACACCUGCAGUAGGGGCAGCGAGCACAGGCCUGCGGCCUGGCUUUGCUGGGUUGUGGUGUGUCGUGUUGUGUGGUCGACUGGGCUGGUGCUGGGCACUGUAGCCUUUCCCCAGGGAUCCUCCACCAGUCCGGCCCCCUCCUGCUGCAAUGCGCCGGGACAAGCCUCAGGAGCGGGCAGCCAGCUGGCCGGCUGAUCACAUCAAGGUGCUAAUUGCCUUGUGGGCGGAGGCGGCCACCUCACAUGACCUGAGCUCGCGCGGCAGGAACAGGGUUGUCUACGAUGGCAUCUCCCAGCGCCUGGCUGAGCUGGGCAUCUACCGCACCGGCGACCAGUGCCGGGAGAAGAUGAAAGGCCUUAAGGUGACAUAUCGCAAGGCCAAAGAGAACAAUGCAGCCGGGAGGCCGCCCAUGCGUUGCCCAUUCUAUGAGGAGAUGGACCAGAUCAUGCAGCGCUGCGACAGCACCCGCUCUAGCCUCCUGGCAGAGAGUGGUGAGGGGCCCGGCGGCGCGGACAGGCAGGAGGGUACAGCUGCCCCGGAGAGCUGGGGGGCACCAUCCUUUGAGCCAUGGGAUUCCCAGGCCACUGCUGCCUUUGAGCACUGGGAGUCCCAGGCCUCGGCCUCUGACCAUUGGGGAUCCCAGGCUGCUGCCUCAGAGAGCCAGGGGGCUGAGGAGCUGGGCUACGUGCUCCCCGAGGCUCAGGCCCUGCUGGGCGAGGUGCAGGCCGUGCAGGUGAAGGAGGAGGAGGCGUCCGCGGACGAACUGCCACCUGAGCCUGACCCUUCCCCAUCUGCAUCGGCGGAGCCCCAACCGGCCUCCCGGAAGCUGGUCUCAGCGCUGGACCGGCUCGUGCACCUCCGGGCCAGGAAGCGCAAGGCACGGGAGGAUGGGCCGCUGGAGACUCCACGGGGACCCAGCCAGAAGCACGGGCGCAGCCAGCUGGAGCUGAAGCGGGCGAGGCGCACUGGUGCCUGGAGGGCGGAGGAGAGGCAGAGCCUGGCCGAGUUCAUCCAGCAUGACCGGGAGAUGCGGCGGGAGGACCGGGAGUUCCAGGCCCAACUCCUGGAGAAGCUCUUCCAGAAGCAGCUGGAGAUGGUGGAGGCCCUGGCCCAGCCCGCACCCCCACUGCAGGAGCCAGAACCGGUGGUGCGGGAGGGAGCUGGGCUCCAGUUUCCCACUUUGCUGGAGCAAGUGGUGCAAACGCAGGCCAAGGGGCAGGAGGCCGAGGCAGCCGGCCCCGCCCCUGCAGGAGCCCCGGAGCGAGCAGGGAAAGCGCCCCCUGCCGUGCAGUACUGGACGGCAGACGAGAUCCUGCGCUGGCUGGUGCCGCAGCAGCCGCUGAUCGGGCAGCAGCCUUGGGGCGAGCGGUGUCGGGAGGGGCUGCCGGGCCCCCUGGCCUCACGGGGAGAUGGAGAAGGGGGGGAGAAUGAGUCUGAUCUCACUGCCUUCAGACGAGUGACUGACACCUGCCAGGGGCCCAAAGGGCUGGGGGGAGCCCGACUUCUCCCUCCGCUCUGUGGGAAAACCCAACAGAUCCACGCCAGCCUGGAUGCCAGCGAGGCCGGUGAUGGUGCCAAGGUGAAGGGAACUGCCCUGCGCCGCCACGACAUGGAGACGCAGCGCCAGCGCUUCAGGGGCUUCCGCUACCGGGAGGCCGAGGGGCCCCGGGAGGUUUAUGGCCACCUGUGGGAACUUUCCCAUCGGUGGCUGCAGCCAGAGACCCGCACCAAGGAGCAGAUGUUGGAGCUGCUUGUUCUUGAGCAGUUCCUGAAUCUCCUGCCUGAGGAAAUGCAGAGCUGGGUGCGGGAGCGUGGCCCAGAGAGUGGCCAGGAGGCCGUGGCCCUGGCAGAGGAUUUCCAGCUGGUUCCCCAGAAGCCCGGAUGGCAGCACCAGGCGCGGGUGCCAGCCCAGGAAGGGGCCAGGGAUGUCGGUGCAGCGCAGCGGGCCCUGUUGGCCGAGCGGCAGAGGGCGCCCCAGGGGGCCAGUGGCCAGGAGAACAGCUGGAAUGGCGGCUUGUUGGCUGCCACACCGGGCGCCCCGCUGGUGCGGAGACCAAGCCUGGGCGCGAUCGAGCCAGCUGCUCCCCAGCCCCUGUGCAACAGAGUGGGCUCCAGGCAGGGACAGCAAGUGGAGAAUGGCUUAGAACCGCGGCAGAGCACCGGGCACCUGCGGCAAGCAGAGAAGAACGCUGCCCCAGUGCCACGCCCAGCAGCUGGGAAGGUGACCGAGCUGUGCAGUGCUGGCCUAGGAGGGCACAUGGGGACAGACGGAGUGCCACAGGGCAGAGCCACCAUUCAAGAGGGCAGCAGUGUCUCAGAUGCUCAGAAUGGGGCUCCGUGUGAGCAGCAGACACCUGCUAGCCUUGUGCGGAUGGAACACACCGGCUCCAAGGGUGGCAGAACCUGCAGCGCCCUGCCCAGGAGCGCCGGCUGUGUAUCCCCGGGGCUGGACGGCCCCUUGCUCGGGGCCCUCCUGGAGACGUCCUUGGACUCCCCAUGGGACAGAGAGGGCAGUGCAGACAGAAUGCCAGAGGGUGGCAUGGCCUGCGCGGGGGCACAGUCCCGCUGCCUGAGCUGCACAGUACUGCGGGCUGAUCUGGACGCCACGCGGGAGGAGCUGAGAAUCACCCAAGCUGUCCUGAAGCCCAAGUGCCUGGCGAGCAGCUGGCCGUGGCCCACCGCCGAGGAGCCCACACAAAUGUUAAGCAUCGGCAGCACCAGGGAGAAGGUGACAACCUCCCACUCGAUCCCAGAGCCGCUAGCAUCAAGCCCCGUACUUGCGGCAGCGCCUGCAGCAGGGAGGCCUUGGACAGGACCUGAGGGGUGCUGGGCCGGCUGCCUGGGGGUUUUUGGGAGCUGGAUCCAGCCGGGCCCAUGCUGAGCCAGGGCAGCUGGCGUCUCGUCACUGGACUUCCCAGGGAGCCUUUCCUACUCGACUAGCUUUUUGAUACAAUGUCCCCAAAGCCCCCUACUUUCCCCUUCACUUCUCAGGUUGGUCUCAAUAAAGCAAUGCGCAGAGCU